AUGCCCAUGAAAAGCACCCUCCCCAACCAGUCCCUCGUUCUCGUCGCACAACCCUACUACUGGUGGCAAUCCGGCAUCGUCAACAACGCCUUCUUCACCUACGGCUUCGUCACCGGCGACAAACAAUUCGAGGACCUCUCCAAAAACACACUGUAUAACCAAGCCACCGCCGCUAACGACUUCAUGAUGCCGGACGCUACGGGGAAUGAUGAUCAGGCUUGGUGGGCGCUGUCUGCGCUCACGGCGGCCGAAAAUGGAGUUGCAGUGCCUGCAGGCAGUCCAACGUUCUUGAGUAUGGCGCAGAACGUGUUCAACGAGCAGAAGGGGAGGUGGGACGAGAGUACGUGUGGCGGUGGCAUGAAGUUUAAGAUCAACGCCGCAGACGCGGGGUACGACUACAAGUCCAGCAUCGCAAACGGGCUGUUUUUCCAGCUUGCUGCUCGGCUUGCGAAGAUCACUGGGGACGCAGACACCUUGUCCUGGGCGGAGAAAAGCUAUGAUUGGAUGACUUCGACGGGCUUGAUUGACGGCGACUUUAAUGUGUACGAUGGGACGGACGAUGCGACUGAGUGCGUGGAUCUAAACCAUAACCAGUGGAGUUAUAAUGCGGGGGCUUUCCUUUACGGCGCUGCGGUUAUGGCGAGCCACACGGCGGAUGCGAAGUGGGUUGAGAGGACGAGGGGGUUCCUUGAUGCUGCGCAGAGGAAUUUUGUGAAGGAUGGUGCGCUGUACGAGCCCAUCUGCGAGGGCAACGGAAGCUGCAACAACGAUCAGGUCAGCUUCAAGGGGAUACUUGCAAGAUGGCUCGGCGCUACGGCUGUGGUUUUGCCGGAGUUGAAGGAUACGAUUGCAUCUCUGUUGAACGGUGUAUCAGCAAAUGUGCAGAGUACUUGGACUCCGUCGUUGGGUCCGAUGCGGCAUUUUGUUGCGUUGGAGAGCGUGGAUGCGGCUGUUAGGGCGAAUGGCGGUGUGGCGGCUGUGUAUGGAAUGAUUGGGGGAAGCAAGAAUGUGGUGAAGAGGGCGGCGGUGAGGAGAAGUAUUGCUGGAAGAAUUUCGUGGUAA
Molecule: messenger RNA, 1062 nt
Organism: Didymosphaeria variabile
Lineage: Eukaryota; Fungi; Ascomycota; Dothideomycetes; Pleosporales; Didymosphaeriaceae
Gene: DCW1
Product: hydrolase 76 protein
Exons: 2
Coding region: 1-1062 (353 amino acids)
Biological process (GO): carbohydrate catabolic process; fungal-type cell wall biogenesis
Molecular function (GO): mannan endo-1,6-alpha-mannosidase activity
Source: RefSeq, a predicted model, not a curated record